AUGUGUGGAAUCGGCGUUAUCAUUCAACGCACACCGAAGCAGAGUCCGAGUAACUUUUCUCACGAUGAUCACGGCAGACCGUUGGAACUGAUCUGCGAAUGCGUCAGACGGGCAAUUGGACCGCGAGGUCCAGAUGUCCAAUCCGAGACCCGUGUCGUAUCAGAACUGUCAGAUGAUUUUAACCUGGACCUACAAUUCUUCGGAUCUGUGCUUCAUUUACGCGGAUCAUCUGUGACGGUCCAACCCAUGAAGGGGCAAACCGGAAGUAUAUUUCUUUGGAACGGUGAAAUAUUCGAAGGUUUAUCGGUGGACGCUUCUAUGAACGAUGGUGAAAUAUUGUUUGAAAAACUUGAAUGUCGUGAUCGCAACGUCAAUGUCCCUGAGGUCCUGCAAAAUAUUGAAGGACCAUACGCGUUUGUUUACUAUGACGCGGCCAGAAAUCAACUUUGGUAUGGAAGAGAUCCACUUGGUCGCCGAUCACUAAUGAUAGCUCAGUCCGACAUCGCAGGUGACCCAAUUGUCAUCGCGUCUCAUCUCAAUGGCCAGGAUCUCCCAGGGAGUUUGGAGGUCUUGGCAGAAAGCAUCUUCCUGGUCGAAUUAUCCACAAAACUUGAUUCAUUGGAGAUCAUUCCUGUCGCACGCCAGAUCCCGAAACCGAUCCUGUGCCGAAAUCCCCCAGCCGAUCAAGACCGAAUCAGCCUCUCGGAUCUCAUAAAAGAUACUUUGCCACUAAGUAUGACGGACGCUUGUGAGGCAUUCAAGGAAUCUCUUGGAGAUGCUGUAAGAAGACGAGUGGCAAGUAUAUCUCAGAUCUAUAGGAAUUAUGACACGGAAGCCAGUGUUUCCGUCCUGUUUUCGGGUGGUCUAGAUUGCACGACCUUGGCGCUCUUGGCUCAUCAACACAUCCCUCCGCACGAAUCCAUAGACCUCAUCAAUGUUGCUUUUGAAAAUCCUCGGUCUCUAUCAAAUCUUUCUCAGCGCACAGAAGGUGCCAUACAUGACGUAUUUGCUGUUCCUGAUCGUAAAACUGGCGAGAGCUCGUGGAUAGAACUAUGUAAACUGGCUCCAAACCGGCUAUGGAGAUUUGUCAAGGUCGAUGUAACAAUAUCCGAAUAUUUUACCCACAAAGCUCAAAUCAUUCAACUGAUGAAACCCAAUUUCACAGUGAUGGAUCUUAGUAUUGCUGCAGCUUUGUAUUUUGCAGCCCGUGGGAUCGGAACAUAUCUUCUACAUUCACCUGAUCUAACCGACGGAAACGACCGCUCGGUCUGUGUUGAAGCAUAUCGCUCGCCUGCUCGGGUUUUCCUGUCCGGACUUGGGGCAGACGAGUUGUUAGGUGGCUAUUCCCGUCAUCGGGCGGCCUUUUCGUCCCCCGAACCUCCCAAUUGGACAGGCCUCAUUGAUGAACUUCAACUAGACUUGGAUCGAAUCUCUACUCGCAAUCUUGGGCGAGAUGAUCGAAUUAUCGGCCAUCAUGGGCGUGAAGUCAGGUAUCCUUUCCUCGACUCUACCGUUGUUCAUAGUUUGGCUAGAAUUCCGGUUCAUUUGAAAUGCGAUCCUGAUCUGGGACGUGGAAUAGGCGAUAAGUUAUUGCUUCGGUAUUUGGCUCAAAGCCUUGGAUUACGUCAGGCGAGUAAGCUGGAAAAACGAGCCAUCCAAUUCGGCGCUCGUUCAGCAAAGAUAGACGGCACGGCGAAAGGACAGGUUGAACUUGUGGAAGAAAAAGCCGAUGUAGAUCUAUUGUGUCCCUUUAGGUUAAUACAGACUGAACGACCCCGACUCACCCGUCGACAAGCCGAGAAAUUGGUCACUAGACUGUAUCGGACUGCCGAGGACCACAUCGUUGGGCUGUCGCCUUCUGACUUGGUACUUUCGACCUUGACUUUUAUCUCUGCGCCUGUUGGGCAGACUGCCAUCUUGGCCUAUCCUAGACAUCUCGAGGCGGCUCAGAGGCUUUCCUCAAAGGCUCGCGCCAUUCCGACUCCGUCUUCACCUGCCUAUCGCAUCGCGCCAAUCACAUCGAAAGGAAUGGGAGUGCUUGCUUCUCGUCAAAUCAAGACUGGAGAGCUGAUAAUCGGAGAACGACCAGCUAUGAUAUUGCCCGAGCGAUUGGAGUGUCUGAACCAACGUACCCUUGAUCAGGUCCAUUUCGCGAUUUUUGAUCAAAUGCCUUUUGUCAAUCAACUUGCAUUAUCCGCUUUGAGUUCCAAUGGAGAUGAACAUCCGAUUGUUUCAAAAAUCUGGAAUAAUGAAAUUUGCCUUGAGCUUGGCAAUACAUCCGAACAAGACACAUCUCCAUACACAUACUCUGCUGUCUAUCCCACCAUCUCACGAUGCAAUCACGAUUGCGCACCCAAUAGUCGAUGGCACUUUGACGCGUCCAGCUUUACUCUCAACUUAUGCGCUGUACGCGAAAUCCAAGCCGACGAGGAGAUCACGGUGUCAUAUAUCCACCAUCUUAUACCGAGGGCUGAUCGAGUUGGGAAACUUAAGGAAAAGUGGGGAUUUGAAUGCGAUUGUAGAGCUUGCACUUGGGCAUCUUCGGAGGCUCAAACGGCUAGUGAUGAUCGUCGCACCUUGCUGGGGGCCGAUGAAACUCUUUUCAACAAAUUCUUCUUGAUGCCCUCCUCUCUAAGCGCUGAUGAUGAGAGGAUCGAUUUUGAGGAAUUGGCAAAGGAGAGUGGAUUGAUCUACGAGGAACUCAUUCGACGCGCCGAACUCUCUCUUGUCCGCCUAGAUGACGAAAGACUAAGUGAAGAGCGAGGGACGAUAAUGGGAGCAAUGGCAAACAUCUAUCAUUAUGGUAUGGAGGAUUCUAUAAAAGCGAGUCAGGUCGCAAAAGAAUGUUUGGAUGUAGUCAGAGCGGUCAAAGGUUUUGAGUCACUCGAAGCAAGGAGGCUCAAAGCCUACAUAGGAUAUGUGGGAGCAGAUGAACGGACUUGA
This is a messenger RNA of Melampsora larici-populina 98AG31, 2943 nucleotides long. RefSeq lists its product as uncharacterized. The transcript has 7 exons. Lineage: Eukaryota; Fungi; Basidiomycota; Pucciniomycetes; Pucciniales; Melampsoraceae. Gene Ontology annotation, molecular function: asparagine synthase (glutamine-hydrolyzing) activity; protein binding. The record is from RefSeq and is a predicted model, not a curated record. The coding region runs from base 1 to 2943 and encodes 980 amino acids.